Messenger RNA from Thyridium curvatum, 1047 nucleotides. RefSeq lists its product as uncharacterized. The coding region runs from base 1 to 1047 and encodes 348 amino acids. Gene Ontology annotation, molecular function: dioxygenase activity. The record is from RefSeq and is a predicted model, not a curated record. The transcript is spliced from 3 exons. NCBI's taxonomy places the organism in Eukaryota, Fungi, Ascomycota, Sordariomycetes, Thyridiales, Thyridiaceae.
AUGCCGCACAUCAAUGAAACCACGCAGGCCAUUCCGGCCGUGCCCACGAAGCAGAGCAAUGGUGCCGCCAAAAUCACCACACAGGAGGACCUUCUCAAGUCCCUCCAAGGGGUCAAUGUCUCGCCUCUGUGGGCUCAAAUGGCCCGCCUAAACCCGGCUCUGCCUAACCCCACGACAAUCCCGUUCAUCUGGGAGUAUGACCGCAUUCGGCCGUACCUUUUGCAUGCCGGCAAUCUUAUCAAGGAGGAGCAGGCCGAGCGCCGGGUGCUCAUGCUUGUUAACCCCGAGAAGAGCGCUCCUUACACGACUGACACUCUCUAUGCUGGUCUCCAGCUUGUCAUGCCUCGGGAGACGGCGCCGGCGCAUCGCCAUUCUGCGUUUGCCGUGCGCUUCAUUAUUGAGGGCCAAGGCGGUUUCACGGCAGUUCAGGGUCGCCGCGUGGCCAUGAAGCCUCGUGACGUCCUGGUGACUCCCCCUUGGAACUGGCAUGACCACGGCAAGAAGGGCGCGGGUGAAGAGGGAGGAGACGACUCCCCGGUCAUCUGGCUGGACGGCCUGGACCUGCCCGAGUUUGUGCAUUUCCCUGUUCAUUUCAACGAGCACUACAGCGAGUCCCGCUAUCCCGCAAAGGAUGCGGAUGACUCUCCUAUCGUCUUCCAUUGGGACAAGGUCGAGGCAAAGCUACAUGCCGAGCCGGGGUCGUGGGCUGCUGUUCCGUAUCUGAGGGAGAACGGCGAAGAGAUCGGACGGACAAUCGGUGCGUUGGCAGAACGCCUGGAAGCUGGAUGCGAGUCACCCGCUGUUCGCGAGACCGCCUCUUCGGUUUACCAUGUCAUUGAGGGCACUGGCCACAGCAUCAUCGGAGACAAGAAGAUCUCAUGGAAGCAGGGCGACACUUUCUGUAUCCCUGCUUGGCACAAGUAUCAGCAUUUUGCUGACGGCAAGCGGGUCUACCUCUAUCGCUUCCACGACAAGCCUAUGCUCCAGGCUCUUGGGAUUUAUCGGUAUGAAGGUCAAGAUCCCGAGACGCUUGCCGUUGUGUAUUGA